CUUGGCGUCAGUCGCAGGACGAGCACGGAGGAAGGACUCUUCAUCUUCUUCAUCAUCUUCAGCAACAUGGACUACUUCCUCAACGCACCUUGGUGACGCACACCUCAAGACCACCUCCGCCAAGACCAAGACCAGAACCAAGACCAAGACUAAGGUUUGUGGACUCCCUGAUGCCGGUCUGAAGCCGAGAGGACCCAAAGCAGCAGGCCAGUCCUCAGCUGUGGAAUUAUGGGUAACCACCUGGGCGACAUGGCCCCCCCCAGCUGCUUCCUGCCCAGCUUCCAGCGCGUGCACGUGGUGGUGGUCGGCCUGGACUCGGCCGGCAAGACGUCUCUGCUGUACCGGCUGAAGCUGAAGGACUUUGUGGAGACCAUCCCCACCAAGGGCUUCAACACGGAGAAGGUGAAGGUGGCGGUGGGCGGCUCCCGGGCCGUCACCUUCCAGGUGUGGGACGUGGGCGGCCAGGAGAAGCUCCGCCCCCUCUGGAAGUCGUACACCCGGCGCACGGACGGGCUGGUGUUCGUGGUGGACGCCUCUGAGGCGGAGCGCAUGGAGGAGGCCCGGGUGGAGCUCCACAAGAUCAGCCGCAGCUCGGAGAACCAGGGCGUCCCCGUCUUGGUCCUGGCCAACAAGCAGGACCUGGACGCCGCCCUCCCCGCCGGCCAGGUGGAGAAGCUGCUGGCCGUGCACGAACUGAGCGCGUGCACGCCGCGCCACGUGCACGGCUGCAGCGCCGUGGACGGCGAGGGCGUUCAGCAGGGCCUGGAGAAGCUCUACCACAUGAUCCUGAGGAGGAGGAAGCUGGUGAAACACAGCCGGAGCAGGAGGAGAUGAAGACCGGCCUGGUCCGGGAGAUGUAGACCGGCCUGGUCCAGGAGAUGUAGACCGGCCUGGUCCGGGAGAUGUAGACCGGCCUGGUCCAGGAGAUGUAGACCGGCCUGGUCCAGGAGAUGUAGACCGGCCUGGUCCAGGAGAUGUAGACUGGCCUGGUCCAGGAGAUGUAGACCAACCUGGUCCAGGAGCUGUAGACCAACCUGGUCCACCAUCUUGAGAGCACAAGUCCUCUUAGGAAACCCAACCAGGGUGGACUUUCAUUCCCAAUCAGUCAAAUGUCUAACGGUCUUCCAGAAGUACUUAUUCCAGUUUAACACGCUCACCUGUCCUCUCGGGUACACCUGCACAGUCCAGUUCUUACCACAUUGGAUCUCCCGUCAUUGUGCUUGUAGUUGGCAACCUUUAGGUUAGAGCACGCCUUUUUAUAUGGAAGAAGGUAUGUCAGGAACAUUUCCUGCUGGGCUGGCACAGACCAGACUAGUCCAGCUCCGAACUGCCAGCAGGACUUUGUAGGAUCUCUUUUCAUACUUCUUGACUUUGUAGGUCAAGGUUUUGUAGACCAAACUUUUCCAUAACUGUCCAAAAAUUUGAGUUCAUGGUUCUCGCCUGAAAAAGGGUGGAGUGCCAAGUCCGGGUUGGGGACCAGAUCUUGCCCCAAGUGCAGGAGUUCAAGUACCUGGGAGUCCUGUAGAUCUAGGUUUUGUAGACCAAACUUCUCCAUUACUGGCAAACAGUACCACCACCUCCAAUUCCGAGUCCAUGGUUCUCGCCCGGAAAAGGGUGGAGUGUCAACUCCGGGUUGGGGGGGAGAACUUGCCCCAAGUGGAGGAGUUCAAGUAUCUGGGAGUCUUGUUCACCAGUGAGGGAAGAGUGGAUCGGUGCGGCGUCUGCAGUGAUGCGGACGCUCUAUCGGUCCGUCCUGGUGAAGAAGGAGCUGAGCCGGAAGGCAAAGCUCUCAAUUUACCGGUGGAUCUACCAUCCUCACCUAUGGUCAUGAUCUUUGGGCUACGACCUAAAGGACAAGAUCACAGGUACAAGAUCUACGACCCUAUCCUCAUCUGUGGUCAUGAUCUUUGGGUUAUGACUGAAGGACAAGAUCACGGGUACAAGAUCUACAACCCUGUCCUCACCGAUGGUCAUGAUCUUUGGGUUAUGACCGACAGGACUAGAUCACGGGUACAAGAUCUACAACCUUAUCCUCACCUAUGGUCAUGAUCUUUGGGUUAUGACUGAAGGACUAGAUCACGGGUACAAGAUCUACAACCUUAUCAUCACCUAUGGUCAUGAUCUUUGGGUUAUGACUGAAGGACAAGAUCACGGGUACAAGAUCUAUGACCUUAUCCUCACCUGUGGUCAUGAUCUUUGGGUUAUGACUGAAGGACAAGAUCACGGGUACAAGAUCUACAACCCUAUCCUCACCUAUGGUCAUGAUCUUUGAGUUAUGACUGAAGGACAAGAUUACGGGUACAAGAUCUAUGACCCUAUCCUCACCUGUGGUCAUGAUCUUUGGGUUAUGACUGAAGGACAAGAUCACGGGUACAAGAUCUAUGACCCUAUCCUCACCUAUGGUCAUGAUCUUUGAGUUAUGACUGAAGGACAAGAUUACGGGUACAAGAUCUACAACCCUGUCCUCACCGAUGGUCAUGAUCUUUGGGUUAUGACCGACAGGACUAGAUCACGGGUACAAGAUCUACAACCCUGUCCUCACCGAUGGUCAUGAUCUUUGGGUUAUGACCGACAGGACUAGAUCACGGGUACAAGAUCUACAACCUUAUCCUCACCUAUGGUCAUGAUCUUUGGGUUAUGACUGAAGGACUAGAUCACGGGUACAAGAUCUACAACCUUAUCAUCACCUAUGGUCAUGAUCUUUGGGUUAUGACUGAAGGACAAGAUCACGGGUACAAGAUCUAUGACCUUAUCCUCACCUGUGGUCAUGAUCUUUGGGUUAUGACUGAAGGACAAGAUCACGGGUACAAGAUCUACAACCCUAUCCUCACCUAUGGUCAUGAUCUUUGAGUUAUGACUGAAGGACAAGAUUACGGGUACAAGAUCUAUGACCCUGUCCUCACCUGUGGUCAUGAUCUUUGAGUUAUGACUGAAGGACAAGAUUACGGGUACAAGAUCUACAACCUUAUCCUCACCUAUGGUCAUGAUCUUUGAGUUAUGACUGAAGGACAAGAUCACGGGUACAAGAUCUAUGACCCUAUCCUCACCUAUGGUCAUGAUCUUUGAGUUAUGACUGAAGGACAAGAUUACGGGUACAAGAUCUACAACCCUGUCCUCACCGAUGGUCAUGAUCUUUGGGUUAUGACCGACAGGACUAGAUCACGGGUACAAGAUCUACAACCUUAUCCUCACCUAUGGUCAUGAUCUUUGAGUUAUGACUGAAGGACAAGAUCACGGGUACAAGAUCUAUGACCCUAUCCUCACCUAUGGUCAUGAUCUUUGAGUUAUGACUGAAGGACAAGAUUACGGGUACAAGAUCUACAACCCUGUCCUCACCGAUGGUCAUGAUCUUUGGGUUAUGACCGACAGGACUAGAUCACGGGUACAAGAUCUACAACCUUAUCCUCACCUAUGGUCAUGAUCUUUGAGUUAUGACUGAAGGACAAGAUCACGGGUACAAGAUCUAUGACCCUAUCCUCACCUGUGGUCAUGAUCUUUGGGUUAUGACUGAAGGACAAGAUCUACAACCCUACCCUCACAUGUGGUCAUGAUCUUUGGGUUAUGACUGAAGGACAAGAUCACGGGUACAAGAUCUACAACCCUAUCCUCACCUAUGGUCAUGAUCUUUGAGUUAUGACUGAAGGACAAGAUUACGGGUACAAGAUCUAUGACCCUAUCCUCACCUGUGGUCAUGAUCUUUGAGUUAUGACUGAAGGACAAGAUUACGGGUACAAGAUCUACAACCCUGUCCUCACCGAUGGUCAUGAUCUUUGGGUUAUGACCGACAGGACUAGAUCACGGGUACAAGAUCUACAACCUUAUCCUCACCUAUGGUCAUGAUCUUUGAGUUAUGACUGAAGGACAAGAUCUACAACCCUAUCCUCACCUAUGGUCAUGAUCUUUGAGGUAUGACUGAAGGACAAGAUCACGGGUACAAGAUCUAUGACCCUAUCCUCACCUGUGGUCAUGAUCUUUGGGUUAUGACUGAAGGACAAGAUCUACAACCCUAUCCUCACCUGUGGUCAUGAUCUUUGGGUUAUGACUGUAGGACAAGAUCACGGGUACGAGUGUCUCUCCCUUAGAGAUAGGGUGAGAAGUUCUGUAACAUGGAGAGGAUCCAGAUGCGGUGGUUCGGGCAUCUGGUCAGAAUGUCACCUGAAAGUCUCCCCGGGGAGGUGUUUAGGGCAAAGGAGAACACGGGGAAGACCUCGGACAGGUUGGGGGGGACUAUGACUCCCAGCUGGCCUGGGAACGCCUCGGGAUCCCCCCGGAGGGGAUGGACCAAGUGGCCGGGGAGAGGGAAGUCUGGACUCCUCUGCUUAGGCUGCUGCCCCCGCGACCCCACCUGGGAUUAGUGGAAGAAAAUGGAUGGAUGAUGGAGAACCACUACUUCUUCCCUCUAUGACACUUGCAAUUAGGCUACUAUUACUACUACUAAUACUAUUAUUACUACUUCUACUACUACUACUACUACUAUUAUUACUACUAUUACUAUCAUUACUACUAUUAUUACUACUUGUACUACUAAGAAGACGAUAGAAAGGAUGUUUUUGUAACUUGUUUGAAGGAAUAAAUCACAGCAACUAUAAACCAAAUGGAUGUUUUGUGUGCUCAUAUUUCAUGUAAAAAGAUGAGUUUGGAGGUCAAAGGUGGUCCAACGGAGCGAUGCUACAUGUGGAAAUACUACAUUACCCAGAAUGCACAGCGCCCAGGAACAGGAAGUGGGUCUGAGUUACAGUUGUGUGGUUUCAUCAAUAAAUAGUUGACUAUGUUCCUGUUUGAAGAAACACACAAAGGUGUCGAUUGGACCACAGGUGUCGUUUGUGGCCCUCAGGCAAUUCUUUUUAACGGCCCCUGGCACAUUUGAAAAGUAAUAUUACCACAAAAAAAACAAAAAAACAGGUGAAAUGUCAGAAAAAAAUGUUUUAAAAAUGACACAAAGCUGCCAAACUGUGUUUUCUUUUCAAAACUCAUUU
Molecule: messenger RNA, 4976 nt
Organism: Nerophis lumbriciformis (worm pipefish)
Lineage: Eukaryota; Metazoa; Chordata; Actinopteri; Syngnathiformes; Syngnathidae
Gene: arl4d
Product: ADP-ribosylation factor-like 4D
Molecular function (GO): GTPase activity; GTP binding
Source: RefSeq, a predicted model, not a curated record